Molecule: messenger RNA, 1691 nt
Organism: Papilio machaon (common yellow swallowtail)
Lineage: Eukaryota; Metazoa; Arthropoda; Insecta; Lepidoptera; Papilionidae
Gene: ldbr
Product: lariat debranching enzyme
Exons: 5
Coding region: 150-1643 (497 amino acids)
Biological process (GO): mRNA splicing, via spliceosome
Cellular component (GO): nucleus
Molecular function (GO): RNA lariat debranching enzyme activity
Source: RefSeq, a predicted model, not a curated record
UUUGUGGUUCUUUUUUAAUAGGUUGUUGACCUGUCAACAAUUCAACAAAAUAUAAUAUUUUGACUAUCUUAAUUGAUAUUGGAUAAAUCUUUAAGAGCCAUUAAUGUUCAUUUCGUCUAUUUAUCUAGUCACUCUUUUAUUAAAUUACAAUGAAGAUUGCUAUAGAAGGAUGCGCCCACGGAGAACUUGAAAAAAUAUAUGAAUGUAUUGAAACUAUCCAAGAAAGGGAGGGAAUAAAAAUUGAUUUACUAAUUUGUUGUGGGGACUUUCAAUCUGUUCGCAACAAUGACGAUUUACGAGCUAUGGCUGUACCUGAAAAAUAUCAAAAUAUUUGCACAUUUUACAAGUACUACAGUGGUGAAAAAGAGGCACCUGUCCUUACUAUUUUUAUAGGAGGGAAUCAUGAAGCAUCAAAUUAUUUACAAGAAUUGCCUUAUGGUGGCUGGGUUGCGCCUAAUAUUUACUACAUAGGAAGAGCUGGUGUAAUAAAAUAUGGAAAUUUAAGAAUUGCAGGCCUCUCAGGUAUAUUUAAGGGACAUGAUUAUCUGCAAGGUCUUUGGGAGAGUCCUCCUUAUUCACAAAAUUCCUUGCGCUCAGUUUAUCACAUCAGAUCACUAGAUGUUUUUCGUCUAAGUCAACUUAAAGAACCAGUAAAUGUCAUGCUGUCACAUGACUGGCCAAGAGGAAUUACCGAAUAUGGUAAUAAGCAUAACUUGCUAAAAAGGAAACCAUUUUUAAGGGAGGAUAUUGAAUCAAACCAAUUAGGUAGUCCACCAGCGGAAAGGCUUUUACAUUUGCUCAAGCCAGAUUAUUGGUUUUCCGCUCACUUGCAUUGCCAAUUUGCAGCCCUUGUACAACAUGAAGAAGGUGAAACAAAGUUUCUAGCCCUCGACAAAUGUUUGCCAAAGAGAAGACAUUUACAAAUAUUGGAUCUACCUUCCACAUAUGACGGUGAUAAAACAUUAAAACAUGAUUUAGAAUGGUUGACUAUUUUGAAAGACACUAAUCACUUGUUGAGUGUCAAAAAUAUUGAUUGUCAUAUGCCUGGACCAGGUGGUAAUGAGAGGUAUGACUUUAGUCCAACUGAAGAAGAUAAGCAAAAAACAUUGGAAUUAAUGGGAUCAUUAACAAUAACAAAUGAAUCAUUUGUUAAAACUGCUCCGAUUUAUAAACCGGGAGUCCCAAAAAGUUCAAUAAUUGAGCCAAUUGAGAAUCCUCAAACUGUUUACAUAUGUGAAAAACUAGGCAUAGAUGAUCCUUUACAAGUUGUGCUCGCGCGAACAGGACGGACUAUGAAACCAAUGUGUGUUACGGAAUCAAUUACUUGUAGUGAUGAGACUCCAAUAGCUAAGACACCUAUGAAAUCAUUCAAAUUAUCUUUACCUGCACCAGUUACUCCUGUAAAUGAAGAUUUGUCACAAACAGAUUCAAUUUGUACCCCAAACAACACUACUAGAUCUGAUAAUUUAGAUGAUUCACAAGAAAAUCUAUCUACUCCACCGUCAAUUAAGAAAAUAUUUAAAAGAAGGAACUUAGCGUUGUACACACCAGAAGUUGAUGACGAUGUUAGUACUUCAACAAGCUCGGUGGGAGAUUCAGACAGUCCACGCUCAAGUAAACUACCUUGUAGAAUAAAUAUGUAGUUAAUUUAGUCUAAUUUUUAAACUUUACAAUUACUCGGUAGUAAUUAA